GAGGUUGUCGCCGGCGCGUCCCCUAUCCCGCGGCUCGCUCGCCCUGCCGGUGCCAUGGCGGCCUUCAGCAAGUACUUGACGGCACGGAACACCUCGCUGGCGGGGGCCGCGUUCCUGCUGCUCUGCCUACUCCAUAAGCGGCGUCGCGCCCUCGGCCUGCACGGUAAGAAAAGUGGAAAACCGCCAUUACAGAAUAAUGAGAAAGAAGGAAAGAAAGAGCGAGCUGUGGUGGACAAAGUGUUUUUAUCAAGGCUCUCACAGAUCCUAAAAAUUAUGGUUCCUAGAACAUUUUGUAAAGAGACAGGCUACUUGUUACUUAUUGCGGUUAUGCUGGUAUCUCGAACAUACUGUGAUGUUUGGAUGAUUCAGAAUGGGACGCUCAUUGAGAGUGGAAUAAUAAGCAGAAGUGUGGCUUUAUUCAAGGAAUCAUUUUUUAAGUUUGUAGCAGCUACUCCAUUGGUAAACCAUGCAAGCGAUGGGUGGAUGGCAUGCGCAGCACCACACGUUCUGUGUAGUGGUUCACAGCUUGGGCAACGCUAAAGCUCUUCUGUAGUGUGAAUCAAUUUUAACUAAAACUUACAAGCUUUUUUUUUUCUUUCAAGCUUUUUUUUUCUUUUUUUUUUUAGUACCCUAAUUACUUCUUGUUUAAGAUAGAAUCAUUGCUAUAAACAAUAUCUUUGUACUGUUCCAUUUUUCCCUUGUAGUUCAGCUUUUUAAAGACCAGUAUUUCUAUUUCAUCAAGAAUUGAAGAAAAAUUAUUUAUUUUAUUUUUUCCCAUUAGUGUAGGGUAACAAUUCCUAAGUUUUGCCAAGAAAAUAGAGCAUGUUCUAAAGCCCCUUUUGAUUUUUAUAUAUUAAAAUCUUUGAAAAGAUCCUUGGUAAAGAUGUUUGAUAGCUUUGUUUAAUCCAGAUUUCCCCAAAUUUACUCACCUCCACCAUCAUAAAAAAAAAAAAAAUGAAUUGUUUCCUUAUCAUAUACCAGUCAGCUAUUUGGGAGACCUAGACAAGUUGUUUGCUGAAGUGUUUCUCAAUAUAAAUAUUAUAUAUGCUCUCAAUAUAUAGAUAUUUAUAAUAUAUUUAUAUAUAGUUAUAAAAUUACAUUCGGGAAUACUAAUAAAAAUUCUCUGAAAAGAAAAUUCUGUGACCACAUACAAGAUGUGUGGUCACUUCAAACAAGCUCUCUUUAAUAUAUAUGCGCAAUAUACUCAUAUCAUAAUGGCUUUCAAACUCUUAUUAGAGUUUAUUUUUAUUUUAUGUAUAUGGGUUUUGUUUGCAUGAGUGUGUGUUCACCAUAUGCAUGCCUAGUGCUUGUGGAGGCUAGAAGAGAGUUACACAGUCGUGAGCUGCUGUGUGGGUGCUGGAUCAAACCUAGACCCCCUGCAAGAGCAGCAAGUGCCUUUUAUGGCUGAGCCAUCGCUCCAGCCCAACUUUCAAACCCUUAAAUAAGUAGUGAGUGGAACCCUUAUUUUAGAUUCUUAGUAUGCAUUUGAAAAGCAGGUAAAUGCAUAAACCAGAUAAAAAGCAGAUAAAAGAGGAACUGCUUUUGUUGAACUGUGUCAAAGGACCUGAGGCUUUUGCAGACUGAUUUAGAUACUUCUCUCAUGUGCCACAGUCUCAGGAUUGGCCAGCCAGGACUACUGCUUAGGUCUCAUUACUCAGCUUAAAUUUUUUUUUUUUUUUCUUUUUAGAUAGGGCCUCAGUAUGUAGCCUUAGGUGACCUGAAUCUCAAUGUGUAGACCAGCCUGGACUCAAACUCACAGAAUCUGCCUGCCUCUGAGGGCUGGGAUUAAAGGUGUGGACACACCAUAUAUAUUUUUUUAAAAGGCAAAGCUUUAUUAGAGUCUAGUCAGGCAGUCUUGGUUACUUAUACUCUAUUGGUGAAAGCAUUGAGUAGUUGCAACCAGAACUUGGACCCACAAAACCUACACUGCUUACUUUCUGCCCUUUCCAGCUGGCUGAGGUAGGCUUUCUACCAUCUCUAACUAGUUCAUUCCAGUGAGAAUCAAGGAUGCUAAAAUAUUUAAAACAAACAAAUACUACUUUGGUUUAAUCUGUAAUAUCCCAGAAUCCCUGGGUGCUGUAACCCAGAAUCCCACAGAUGCUGAGCACACGCUCUGCUUCUGCAGUUCUCCCUGGCACAUCUGUGGCCUGCAGUUAGCAAUUUUCUUCAUCUUGUCUUCUGCAGCCAAGUUCAAGCAAGUUGUUAAAAUGCUUCAGUAUUUGUAAACAUGUUUGUAUGAUUUCUUUCCAUUUUUUUCUUAUUACUUAAUAACUCCAUGGAAAUCCCCAAGAGUGGUUUGGAGCUCUAGGUUUUCUAGUGUUACAUUGGCUUCUAUUGCACUAAAGCAUUGCAUGUGGUGGUUUGCAGUGGCAUCAUUGGUCGCAGCAGCAAAGAUUUCAAGAGAUACUUAUUCAACUUCAUCGCUGCCAUGCCUCUUAUCUCUCUGGUUAAUAACUUCUUGAAGUAUGGGUUAAAUGAGCUCAAACUGUGCUUCCGAGUCAGGCUCACACGGUACCUCUACGAGGAGUAUCUCCAAGCUUUCACCUAUUAUAAAAUGGGCAACCUGGAUAACAGAAUAGCAAAUCCAGACCAGCUGCUUACACAGGAUGUAGAAAAAUUUUGUAACAGUGUAGUCGAUCUGUAUUCAAAUCUUAGUAAGCCAUUUUUAGACAUAGUUUUAUAUAUUUUCAAGUUAACAAGUGCAAUUGGAGCUCAGGGCCCGGCAAGCAUGAUGGCCUACUUGCUUGUUUCUGGGCUAUUCCUAACUCGACUCAGAAGACCCAUUGGUAAGAUGACAAUUAUGGAGCAGAAGUACGAAGGAGAAUACAGAUACGUGAAUUCACGGCUUAUCACUAAUAGUGAAGAAAUUGCCUUUUACAAUGGGAAUAAACGGGAGAAGCAGACAAUCCACUCAGUCUUCCGAAAACUGGUGGAACACCUACAUAAUUUCAUUUUCUUUCGGUUUUCUAUGGGUUUCAUUGAUAGCAUCAUUGCCAAAUAUGUUGCCACUGUCGUCGGGUACCUGGUUGUCAGUCGCCCCUUCCUAGAUCUGGCACACCCUCGCCACCUUCACAGCACACACUCAGAGCUGCUGGAGGAUUACUACCAAAGUGGAAGGAUGCUUUUGAGAAUGUCUCAAGCUUUGGGUCGUAUAGUUUUGGCUGGGCGUGAAAUGACUAGAUUGGCUGGUUUUACGGCUCGGAUUACAGAAUUAAUGCAAGUACUAAAGGACUUAAAUCAUGGCAGAUAUGAACGUACAAUGGUGUCACAACAGGAGAAGGGUAUUGAAGGAGCACAAGCUAGUCCCUUGGUCCCUGGUGCUGGAGAAAUCAUCAAUACAGACAACAUUAUAAAGUUUGAUCAUGUUCCUUUAGCAACACCAAAUGGUGACAUCUUGAUCCAAGACCUUAGUUUUGAAGUUCGAUCUGGGGCCAACGUUCUGAUUUGUGGUCCAAACGGCUGUGGAAAGAGCUCCCUCUUCCGUGUUCUUGGUGAGUUAUGGCCUCUUUUUGGAGGGCGGCUUACUAAACCUGAGAGAGGAAAGUUAUUUUAUGUUCCUCAGCGACCCUAUAUGACCCUGGGAACACUGAGAGACCAAGUCAUAUAUCCAGAUGGAAAGGAAGAUCAGAAGAAGAGGGGGAUCUCUGACCAGGUGCUGAAGGAGUACUUGGACAAUGUGCAGCUGGGUCACAUCCUUGAGCGAGAAGGCGGCUGGGACAGUGUUCAGGACUGGAUGGAUGUACUCAGCGGAGGAGAGAAACAAAGAAUGGCGAUGGCAAGACUGUUUUAUCAUAAACCCCAGUUUGCCAUUUUGGAUGAAUGCACAAGUGCGGUCAGUGUGGAUGUGGAGGACUACAUUUACAGCCACUGUCGAAAGGUUGGCAUCACCCUCUUUACCGUUUCACACAGAAAGUCCCUUUGGAAGCACCACGAGUACUACCUGCAUAUGGAUGGGAGAGGCAAUUAUGAAUUCAAAAAGAUCACAGAAGAUACAGUUGAGUUCGGAUCAUAGAGACCAUCUCAAGAACUUCAUUUGCUUCAAAACAAGAUAAUGAACAGAAUGCAUUUGUAAAUGCAAGAUGCAUUGUAAAAUAAAGUUAAGCUUGUUUUUUUUUAAAAAAAACAAAGCAACAAAUUGACUAGAUAUAGGAUAAUUGAAACAUGUUAAAACAUUUAAUAUUGUAUAGGAUAUUGCUAAUUGUGUAUAUGUUGGUUUAAUUAUUAAUUAUGUACUAAGAAUGUCCUUAUUCUUGUGGUUAAAAAACCUGCCUGAAUUAAAUUGGGCUUAAAUCAGUGUAACCUGAUUCAUCCUGGGAUGUAAACCAUUUGAAGUCAGCUAAUUUGACUUUUAUGGCUCUGUCUUUUUCUUUCAUGAAGAACCCUGUUUAAAACUGGGGUCAUUAACUGUUCUAUUCUAACAAAGUAGUCUUGAGUUUCAUUUCUUAUGCCCCAUGGUAGUGGGAACCAGACCAAUCACAAUGUUUUAUUGAAACAUAUUCCAUCGUUACAGGAUAGCGUUCGGUACACAGUGGCGGGUUUCUUUAGCUGCUGUGUUUAUUCUCAUUCCUCACACAUGCCUUUAAGUGCAUUGGACUCCAGGAGAGCCAUUUGGGGUUUCUCUAGCUAAACAAUAAAUGUACCUGUCUCAGUCCGCUGGACUGAGUUGUUUUGAAGGUUCUCAUGGUGCACAGCAGUGUGUAUGUGGUGUACAACAGUGUGUAUGCAGCCGUGCUUACAGCCUGUGGUUGCUACCUGUUGUACCAGUCUGACCAGUGUUUGGAAUGUUCAGACAUAAUCUCCUGUGUGAAGCUCAAGGUCUUAGGAGGAUUUUGGAUUUUGUGAAGAGAUGGACAGUCUCAUCAGAAAUGUGGUUGUAUAAUGGUGAGCGCCACAUGAGUGUAGAGGCACUAUAUGACGUAGUGUACUGAGCAUGCAACGCUGCUGCCGUCCUUGUCUGUGGUUUCAGUUUGUAAAACUGCUAAGCCAUUCUCAUGCACAUGGGUGAAUGACAUUUCCUAGGAACGGUCUCUGACUCCUGGACAACUACUCCUGUAUCGGCUCUGGCUCCCCGGAACCAUUAGAGACUAACUGUUGUUUCCACAAAGGAGGGCUGAGAGUGAACGUGAUCAUACGUAGUUGUGAAAUCGGUUUGAUUGAGUGGGCUCUGAAAGGGGCAUUUAAUGGUCUUGUUUCUUCAUAACUCACAAUCACUGGCUACCAAGAUAACCCUGAUGUAUUGAUUCCAUAAAUGCAUCACAUUCAGUUUUACCAUGUCUCCUUAGCAAACUUGUGUACUUAUUUUCUGUUCAGAUUAAAAAAAAAAAAUGAUAACCUACAGAA
Molecule: messenger RNA, 5340 nt
Organism: Mus musculus (house mouse)
Lineage: Eukaryota; Metazoa; Chordata; Mammalia; Rodentia; Muridae
Gene: Abcd3
Product: ATP-binding cassette, sub-family D member 3
Exons: 23
Coding region: 2429-4012 (527 amino acids)
Biological process (GO): very long-chain fatty acid metabolic process; very long-chain fatty acid catabolic process; response to xenobiotic stimulus
Cellular component (GO): peroxisomal matrix; membrane; mitochondrion
Molecular function (GO): ATP hydrolysis activity; identical protein binding; long-chain fatty acid transmembrane transporter activity
Source: RefSeq, a predicted model, not a curated record